Messenger RNA from Symphalangus syndactylus (siamang), 4993 nucleotides. RefSeq lists its product as uncharacterized. The record is from RefSeq and is a predicted model, not a curated record. NCBI's taxonomy places the organism in Eukaryota, Metazoa, Chordata, Mammalia, Primates, Hylobatidae.
CGGUGGGGCCAGAGAAACACCGCGAUUUGGAAGACAGCCGUGGGGGAUACGACAGAGAAACAUGCGCGGCCACAGAAAUACAUCCAGCUCCGCGCAACCAGUGGUUCUGCGAUCCAGAAACCGCCAGAUGGGCUGGACUAGAAACUUCUAAAAAACUGUCGUCCCAUAGCAGCUUUGCUACCCACGACAGACAGUAGCCUUUAGAGAGCACCUAACGGUGCUGAGACCGGCCUGGGCCAGCAAAAGCGCAGAGCGGUGCCGGUGCCAAGAAACGCCGGACUUGGUGAAACCAACCUUGUGACCACCGAUUCCACUGGCUUCGCAGGACGCAACGGGCGAAGGCGCGGCGGAGAAACCGCAGGCUCCCUUCACCGAUGAUGCUGCGGGCUGGGGAUGGUGGGGGGCACCCGCGAAGUUGUGAAACCAGCGGCGCUGGGACCCAGCGAUCACCUGCCUGUAGCAAAUGCCUGUGCAGUUGCAAAAGACAACUUUUGGCGGAAAGAAGGUUGCCUCCAGAGAGCAUCGGAUAACGCUGACAAAGGCGUGGCGUUGCCAGUGAGAAACCGCCGGCGCUGGGAAAGGAACGGCUGGUGCAGUGGUGUCAUCUUGGCUCAGCGCAGCCUCGACUUCCUGGGAUCCAGCGAUCCUCCCGCCCCAGCCUCUAGAGUAGCUGAGACCACAGGCCACCCCUCGCUCCCAGGCUCUCCUCCCGGUCCAGAGCCCACAGGAUCCUACAGGAGGAGCCGACAAGGGCUUGCCCUUGAAACUUGAAAGUCUCGGGCUAAGGUUCCCUAGGAGCGUUUAAGGCACAGCGUUUUCUGACCGCAGCUUCAGGUCUCCCCGGCCUGUCCCGGUACCUCUCCUGCGGGACGGAACUCUGUGGGAACCGCUCGUUGAUUCUGAUGGUUAGCUCUGUCAUAUGUCCUUGAUAUUGGGCAUAGGAGUUGGAAGAGGGCAGGACAGAAAAAUGAACUGCAAGACUCCAGCACAAGAGGUGGGAUUGAUGGCAGACGUCUGCUCCCUCUCCAAACCUAAUGAACAUCUCAAAGUGCCAUCCACUUUCCUAUACCCUUGAUCUGUGAAAUGGAUCACUGACGCUUUCUCUGUCUUUCUAGAAAUGCAAAACAGGUGAAUUUUCAAGCGCUUGAAUUCUCUCUCACACUUUUCAGUCAAGAGUGGGGCUAUAAACUCCUUCCUCAUAGGAAAUAAGGAACUGCCACUGCUUGGAAGAAAAACAUAUUUUUCCCAUAAGUUUUCACAUUUCCCCCAAAAAAAUUAUACAUCCAGAUGUAAUCCCCCCAAGAGACUUAAAGACCCUACCAGGAGCGUUCCCACGCGAACGCAUCAUCUCCCAAUCGCAUCCUGAAAACACCAUGCAACCAAUUCCACCCUUUUCUGGAUGAACCUGGGCAGAGGACAGGUGCAGAGGAGCCCAGAGAUGGGCCUUGACAAGUCAGGAGACCCAAUUUGGGGUCGCAAUUCUCACUCCCCAGGCGUUUGCUUUGAGCUUCCCCUCCCACUAUACUACUACUUCUGCUACCUGGUUUCUCCCUGGUAUUUGAGUAUCCUCCAAUUGCCUUCUGGUCUUACAGACGGGAGAAUAAAGGAAAAAUGGCAUCGUUUCCACCUUAAAAGUUACAAGCACUUCACCAGAUGGAACAGCCUAGGUAGAGCCUUUUUAAACAAAUGCCCGCCCACUGCUUCACCCUCCUCAUUUCCACCUCAGCAAAGCAUUUUAGCAGAAAAGCUGACCCAGAGCAGUAGCUCCCUCCUGUAAUCCCAGUACUUUGGGAGGCUGAGUCAGGAGGAUCUCUUUAGCCCAGAAGUUCAAAACCACCCUAAGCACAAAGUGAGAUCCUGCCUCUACCAAAAAAAAAAAAAAUUGAAAAAUUAGUCGGAUUUGGUCUUGAGUGCCUGUAGUCCCAUCUACUCGGGAAGCUGAAGUGGGAGGAUCUCUGGAGCCCUAGAGAUCCAGGCUGCAGUGAAUGAUGAUCUGGGACUGCACCACUGCAGUUCAGUCUGGGUGACAGAGGGAGACGUUGUCUCAGAAAAUAAAAUAAAAAAUAAUAUAGCUGGGAUUACAACCUCUGUAAGAAGGGGUCACCUGAGACAUUAUUACAUAUACCAUUAACAGAGGAAAAUGCUGCAAAUUAUACCGUGUCCCAAUGGUAAGAGGCCACCCACUUAAAAAUAUGUACAUAUUUCAGAGAUACUAAAUGAGAAGGCCGGGCGCGGUGGCUCAUGCCUGUAAUCCCAGCACUUUGGGAGGCGGAGGCGGGUGGAUCAUGAGGUCAGGAAAUCAAGACCACGGUGAAACCCCGUCUCUACUAAAAAAAAUACAAAAAAUUAGCCGGGCGUGGUGGCGGGCGCCUGUAGUCCCAGCUACUCGGAGAGGCUGAGGCAGGAGAAUGGCGUGAACGCGGGAGGCGGAGCUUGCAGUGAGCCGAGAUCGCGCCACUGCACUCCAGCCUGGGCGACAGAGAGAGACUCCAUCUCAAAAAAAAAAAAAGAUAAAAAAAUAAAUGAGAAAAAAAUUUACCCUAGAAUUGAUUAAAUUCAGGUAUCCACUCCUUUAUUUUCAAUCUUUAGUGCCAUUUUUUAGUUUGUUUAUGUCUUGAAAAUAGCAGAGAGAUUAGAGUUGUGAUUUUUUAUUUUUUAAAUUAUUUUUAUUUUGUUCACUUGUUUGUUUAUUUUUGAGACAGAAUCUUGCUCUGUCGCCCAGGCUGGAAUGCAGUGGCACGAUCUAAGUUCACUGUAACCUCUGCUUCCCAGGUUCAAGCCAUUCUUGUGCCUCAGCCUCCAGAGUAGCUGGGACCACUGGCUCCUGCCACAACACCCGGGUAAUUUUUGUAUAUUUAGAAGAAACAGGGUUUCACCAUGUUGGCCAGGCUAGCCUCGAACUCCUGGUCUCAUGUGAUCCACCCACCUCGGCCUCCCAAAGUGCCAGGAUUACAGGCAUGAGCCACCAUGCCAAGCCGAGUUGUAAUUUUUUGAAACCUAUUUUUUUUUUAUUGCAUUUGUUUUUUUCACAGUGUAGCUCAAUACACUGAAAUGGUUGGGUAAGUGGGAAAAUCAUCUUCCCCACUCCUCCAGUAUCUGUAAGGUGCAAUUUCUCAUAAACACUUUCAGCUUCCUGCCUCUCCUUUUAGUUCUCCUCACAUAUUGUGUGGUUUGUGGCAUGAAAAUCAUUAUUUGUGACAGACACCAUGCAAACUAUAUUUUGUGCUUUAUCUUGUUUCAUUCUCAACCAAAAAAUGUGGUGAGCACAUGCUUUGUGCUGGGCUUGCUUCUCAGUUCUCUCCAUUUUGUAGAUGCACAGCCUCACUCAGGGAAGUUGGAGUGUAUAUAGCUCUGUCUGUGGCUGAAUAGAUAAAUGUAAUUUUAGCAUUUGGAGUUAAGAAAUCAAUUAUUGGUGCAAAUUUAAGGCUCAUCUUCUAAUGUAGUGUGUUUGUGUGUGUGUGAUUUUACUGUGUCCCUUCUCCCUAACACUCCAGUUCAAGAUAGUAACCUACGUUCUGAGUUGAUUAUUCUGGACACACUCUCUCAAAAUAUGACUGUUGGACACCAGAAUACACCACCUCAAUAUACCAAUAUACCAAUAUACCUCUGGCAUAUUGAUUAGUUCGGGCCUAGCAUGGUAGCUUACACCUGUAAUCCUAGUGCUUCGGGAGGCCAGGAGUUCAUAAGCAGGCUGGGCACAUAGGGAGUCCCAUCUCUACAAAAGUAUUUUUUAAAAAUUAGCUGGGUAUGGUGGCAUGAGCCUAUAGUCCUGGUUACUAGGGAGGCUAAGGCAGGAGGAUGGCUUGAGUCCAGAAGUUUGAAGUUACAGAGAACUAUAAUCAUGCCACUGCAUUUCAGCCUGGGUGAAAGAGUAAGACCCUGUCUCUAAAACAAAAACAAAAUAGGGCUGGGAACUGGUGGCUCACGCCUGUAAUCCCAGCACGUUGGGAGGCUGAAGUGGGCAGCUCACUUGAAGCCAGGAGUUUGAGGCCUGGCCAGCAUGGUGAAACCCAGUCUCUACUAAAAAUAUAAAAAUUAGCUGGGUGUAGUGGUGCAUGCCUAUAAUCCCAGCUACACAGAGGUUGAGGCACGAGAAUUGUUUCAACCCAGGAGGCAGAGGUUGCAGUGAGCCCAGAUCAUGCCACUGCACCCCACCCUGGGCGACAGUGCAAGACUCUGUCUAAAAAAAAAGAAAUUAAAUUUAAAAAAAACAAGAUGAGAGAAAACCUUCAUCUGUACUGUACUGCUGUACUCCUUACUCCUCUUUAUGACAGAACAACACAGAAAGAUAAAGACAAAGAAAAGACUAUUCUGGGAGGAAAGGGGAUGAAACAACAUGAUUCAUACUACAAAGUACCAAAAAGUACACCAGAGUUGAUACACCAGCAGUAGUCACACAAAUCCUUUUCUCCCAUCAGUCAAUAUUUUGGACAGGAAAAAUACAGAGUGAUAUUUACUGUCUACUUCACCACAUUCCACAGAGUGGGGCCUGGAACCUGGCUGGUAAAAAUUCUUUAUCCUUAUGCUGGCUGAUCAGCUCCUGGUUUCCCUCAACUGUGGGCUUCCAAAAGAGCCAAACUUUGGGUUCCUGCUCACAGCACCAAAUCUUCAGGGGCCAAGGGAAAUCUUUCUCUUAGCACUCUGAAAGUUUGCUCUAAAAUCAACUCACAGAGGUAGAUUAACAGAAGAAAACACAUAUAAAAUGUAUGAUUGCCCAGCCCCUCAGUGAGGUGCAGGAGGUUAUAUACCAUCUUGAGGUUACAGAAAAAAGUGCAUCAUGGCAAAACAGGUUAUAGGAGAGAGAAAAUUUUUAAGGUUUCAGGCUCUGUUAAUCCUUCCUAGAUCCAGACAAGAGAAGGCCUGUAUGAAUCAAUGCAGAUUUUCUACAGAUGCAGAUUUUUCCCGCAAACCACAGCAUUGCAGGGCUACUUAUUUUGCUGGUUCUCUGACAGCCAUCUGAAAAUACGUCAAAUAAAUAUAUUUUGGGGUUAAA